Molecule: messenger RNA, 2453 nt
Organism: Aphis gossypii (cotton aphid)
Lineage: Eukaryota; Metazoa; Arthropoda; Insecta; Hemiptera; Aphididae
Product: solute carrier organic anion transporter family member 74D-like
Exons: 12
Coding region: 447-2345 (632 amino acids)
Biological process (GO): sodium-independent organic anion transport; transmembrane transport
Cellular component (GO): membrane
Molecular function (GO): protein binding
Source: RefSeq, a predicted model, not a curated record
UUCGCCGUACGCGUACACGGCGCUCGCCGAUUGUCGUGCACUGCAAUAGUAUACAGGCCGCGGUCUUCGUCGGUCGGGUGCUGCAGUCGCGAUUCGUCGUUCGCGUAUUUCAGUGAUAUAUAAUAUUUCCGUCCGAAUCUGUCGUCGUUUAUUAAAAUUUUCGAGCAAUAACGACCGACGCGAGUGAUUUAUCGCGCACCACGCUCUAAAUAACUACAACCGUUUUCGGACGAUGUCGUGAUCAUCGAUCGUUGUUGGAACUCUGUGGUCGUCGUCGUCGUUUUAAAAUAUGCGUUCGCUCUGCGAUCGGCCAAACUACUCGAAUAAAGUUUCACCGUCUAUUUUGCUGUUCGUCGUAUACACGAUAUUAUAAUAUAAUAAUAUAUUAAAUUAAUUUGUGUGUACACGACCUGCACGCCGAGCGGGAGGACUGCAAAUCUAAUAAAAUGAGUGACAAGACUUUGGACGAAGCGGCCGUUGAAGACACGGUUUGCGGGGUAUGGUUUUUUAAGCCUAAGUGGCUUCAGAUAUUUGCAAGCAAAAAGGUAUAUGUUCUCGUGUACGGGCUGUUGGGGCUCAACCAAUUUAUGUUGUCUUCGUACUUCAAUGGUACACUGACUACUAUGGAGAAGAGAUUUAAAUUCUCUAGUCAAAUGAGUGGUAUUAUUUCGAGCACUUGGGACUUGUUUUCACUCAUAUCAUUUAUGGUCACGUCUCAUAUGGCUGGCAGAGGACAUAGAACGCGUUGGUUGGCUAUUGGUUCAUUCUUCGUCGGUCUUUCCUGUUUUGUUCGUCUCCUGCCACACGUUAUUUAUGGACCAGGUGAAGAUAUCCUUCAGUACACUGUCGAAUACGGCAACAACGUGAACUCGACUUCUUUACUUAGUAACAUAUCGCGACAAAACGAGAAAAUCUGUGACGGACAACCACUAUACGAAGACUGCGAUAACAAGCAAUUUUGGAACGUGGCUGCUUUCAUAUUGUGCGCUGCGCAUGCGAUGCUAGGCUUGGGUGGUUCAUUGUACUGGACUUGCGGUGCGGCGUACUUGGACGACAACGUUCGCAAGAAUGCGGUACCUUUGCUAUUAGCGAUCGUCCAGUGCAUACGAAUGUCGGGUCCCAUGAUGGGCUACAUGUUGUCAGCGUACACGCUGACUUAUUUCAUUGAACCAAAUCUGACGCCGACUAUAACCAACGAAGAUCCGAGGUGGAUUGGCGCUUGGUGGAUGGGUUGGACGCCCAUUGGUAUUACUUGUAUAGUUUUUUCAAUUGUGAUGAUGUUUUUCCCAAGAAUGCUUCCAAGGGCAGCAGCUCGUAUGGCAAAAGAACCAAAAGAAAAAGUAGAAAAAAUUUCGACCGAUUUUAAAACGUCUUUGAAACGGAUUUUGUCAAACAAAAUACUAGUGUUUAAUUCGGCGAGCAACUCAUUCUUCGUGUUGGGCCUGAUUGGAUAUUGGACAUUUAUGCCUAAGUAUAUGGAAACUCAAUUCAGACAGACGGCAGCAAAUUCCAACUUUGCUUCUGGUGCAAUUGGCAUUUUGAGUUCUGGUUUAGGUAUUGUGACAUCCGGCAUAGUCAUAUCGAAAUUCAAACCAUCAGCGAGAUCACUGGCAAUGUGGAACUUCAUUACAGAAGCUUUGGAAGUGGUCGGUCACUUCGUAUACAUAUUUCUUGGAUGUGCAUCGGAAGAUUUACACGGACAGUGGAACGCGGACAAAACAUGGAACUUGACGAUGGACUGCAAUGUGGGCUGUAACUGUGGAAAAUCGAUGAGUUAUAAUCCCGUCUGUUCGUUCGACCGAUCAACCACAUUUUAUUCGCCAUGUUACGCGGGAUGUACUCUGGAAACGGUUAUCGACGGUGGAAUUAAGGCUUACAGCAACUGCACCUGUAUUGGUGGCGCAGGUACAGCCACUGAAGGGGUGUGUCCGGUCGACUGCGGUUACGAUUUCAUCAUAUUUCUUGCUUUGAUGGGCGUAAUGCGGUUUUUCUCCUCCACCGGACGUUCUGGCAACACCAUCAUUCAGUUCAGGUGUGUAAAACAAGAAGAUAAGUCACUAUCGCUGGGUUUCUCUGAAGUAGUAAUGGCCUUGGUGGCGUUUAUGCCCGGUCCUAUAUUGUAUGGCACGAUUGUCGAUGCCACUUGCAUGGUGUGGGGUGGUAAAUGUGGUACCAACGGUAAUUGUUGGCUGUACGACGGUAUGCGGCUGAAGUACUAUUUGAACUUUACAGGAGCUAGUUUUCUGUUGAUCGGUACGAUACUGGAUAUUGGUGUUUGGUAUCACGUAAAGGACCUGAAGAUCUAUGAUGCCAGUGAUGGUGACGAAAAACCUGCUCGCGAAUAACAAUAACGAUAUUAAGAUUGACAAAUCGAAAAAACGGCGUUGAUGUGUAAAACAAGAGCUUAUAUGUUGUCAUAAACUAAUUAUCAAUAUACUGUACAUUUACUAUUA